UUCCCAAUCCUCUCCCUAUCCUCACCACACGACGCGACACUCGCUUGCUCCGGUCUCCAGAACUCUCGCCAUGCUUCCAGCCCUCGCCGCCACCUCACCGACGAAGCACGCCUCUCCCGCAGUCUCCAGCCUCGGGUGCUACCACCGUCACCACCACGGUGUCCUCCUGCACCUCCGCCGCCUCCCUUCUUUAGCCGCCGCCGGCCGCUCUCGCGGUCGCCUCCUGGCCAGCGCAUUCGCCUCCGCUGAUGGUGGCGCUGGACAGGAUGUUGGUAGUUCUGAGAGCACCGCAAGCUCAGGAUCUGCAUAUGUUGGUCUCUUUGUUCGAAUGCUUGGCUUGGACAAUGACGCCCUUGACAGGGAACAUGCUAUUUGCACACUCCGGCAUUACUCCCUUGGUGGGCAGAAGUGCAUCGAUGAGAUCAUGCAGUUCCCAGGUUGUAUCACCCUCAUCAUCGGCCUCCUGAAGUCAGAGUCCAUUCGUGCUUGUGAAGCAGCAGCAGGCCUUUUGCAUAAUAUAACUUCAGUGAAGUUAUAUAGAGAUGUGGCAAUUGAGAGUGGAGCAAUGGAAGAAAUAUUUAGCCGGCUCCUUAAAUCUACGAUAACCCCAGAGAUAAAGGAGCAGUGUCUGUGUACCAUUUGGAACUUCUCCACUGAUGAAAAUCUGCGGUACAAGAUUUUAGGGAGUGAUAUGCUAAUACCGAUUGUAAGGUUCCUAGAUGAUGAAGAUAUAAAAGUCAAAGAGGCUGCUUCUGGUAUCAUAUCAAAUUUAACUUUAAGUCACCCUUAUCAUGGAGAUCUGGUCGAAGCAGGCGUAAUUCCGAAACUGGUUCAUCUUUUGCAAACCAAAGAAGAUGAUUAUAAAAUUGUCAGAAAGGAAGCUAGAAGUUCCUUAUUGGAACUAUCCGCGGAUGAUAAUUACCAUGCCCUUAUAGUAGAGGAGGGUCUAGUCCGGGUUCCUCUGGUAGGCUCUUCUGCAUAUAAAGCCUUCAGAUCUCAACCUCAUUCAUGGCCCUCUUUUCCUGACGGUUCUGAAAUUCAGCGGAGCUCUCGGCCUUCAAAAUAUGGUGCAACCGAGUUGCUUCUUGGCCUGAGUGUCAGUGAGAAGAAAACUGAACCAGAUGAAGCUAAAGUUAACGCUAUGAUAGGGCGUUCUAAUCAACAAUUUCUUGCACGUGUUGGAGCUAUUGAGUUGGACAAUGAAGGGAAAGGACAAUCUGAAACUCAAAGGAAUGAUCUCUAUACCAUCUUACCAUGGGUAGAUGGUGUUGCACGGCUAGUUUUAAUCAUUGGUCUUGAAGAUGUCUCUGCAAUUGCAAAGGCUGCUAAUGCAAUUGGUAAUGCAUCAGUAAAUGAACACAUGCGCACUUCAUUCAAGGAAGCUGGGGCGGUUAAACCUUUACUUCAGUUGCUGGUGCAUAGUGAUCUACCUGUUAGAGAAGCAACUGCUUAUGCAUUGGAAAAACUAAGUGUCAGUUCCAAAGUUUGUGAGAAGAUCAGAGGAGAAGCUGGUCUAGAAUUGCUUGCAAAUGUAGUGAAGGAUCCAGAUACGCCAGUAGAACAACUGGAGAAGAUGAUCGAUAUACUUCGUCGAGUACUCAAUAUGGAGACCAGUAUGAUUGCUGAGCCAGAUCACAGUGCUAGUACUGGAUCUGAGGAUACAGUGAAUGAUGAAAAGCGCAGUCAAGGUAAUGUAGAUGGUGGGAUCAGUGGAACAUUUUACAAAUCAUUGAAACAAGACGAGAUGGCUAGCGAGUCAAUCUUUGACUUUGACGUCAUCUCACGCUUAACCAAAGUUCUAAAGGAAUCAUCUCCAAGCUUGCAAGCAAAAUGUGCUACUGUCCUGGAGCAUUUAGCAGUUUCUGAGCAACAUGCCACUGCCAUGACUGCUUCUUGCACUGCGUCAGUGAUUGAAACUGUUCUGGAAAUGGGGGUUAUUAGUGGAACAAUAGGUGGUCCCGAAAAUCUUGACGAGCCUCCGACUCUUGUGAUUGAAGUCAGUCAGGCUGUGGCUGCAACUCUGAGGUUACUGACGAAGUUAUUGAACUUUGAUAUUUUUGUUCUCAGCAUAAAUACUGUGAAAAUUGUUAUUCUGUUAAGAAGCGUGCUCAAGUCCAAUAUCCCCCUACAAUCAAAGGAUUGGAUCACAGAAUGCCUCGUUAAGCUAGAAUCAAGGGAUGGCUUGGUUGAUCGGAGUUUUGGUGGUAUAGGCAUGGAGAUAACUAUCUACCACACUAUUCCCAGGCUAGUUGAGCAGCUGAUGACCUCAUUUUCUUUUGAAAAGAAAAGAAAAGCUGUAAUAGAGCUGAACAGGAUAAUAUCUGGAGGUGUGAUGGAAUACACAAGAGCGGUUGCCACAGCUGGAGGUAUAUUUCCACUGGUGAAAAUGCUUGAAGAGAGUGAAGGGGAUGUAUUGGAAGCUAGUCUCGCUGUCUUGUAUAAUCUAAGCAUGGAUCCAGAGAAUCACCCAGCAAUAAUUGCUGCUGGAGCAGUGCCUCUGUUGAAGCGGAUUGUGCAUGUGGAAAGCCCACACUGGAAUCACGCUCUUCAGUUGCUGCGGGCAUUGCCCGUAUGACAUCACAGGCAGGAAAUGACCAUUUGCUCUCAAUACGUGUUAAACUGCGCUGACAGUUACUGUGUUAGAUGGAGAUCACAGCUGACAACUGAAAGAUCAGGAAUUUCGUGAGAGGGAGUUCUCUUGGUGCCAGAGGUUAUUGAGACUAGAGGAGUUCUUAAAUCCCAGCGCCUGAACAACGGUCCCAGCCAUUUCAUGCUAGUGCCGAUCUAUUUAGUGCCCGAGGCCAGUGUAGGGUGCAUACUCCAGCAAUGAACAUAUUUUCCGCUGGUAUUUAGGUUAAUGAUAUCAAUUUUAUGUGAGAGAAAAUAUAUAUGCUAAUGGAAUAAAGGUUGGUCAAAGCCUUAUCCAAUCAAAA
This is a messenger RNA of Lolium rigidum, 2933 nucleotides long. RefSeq lists its product as uncharacterized. Gene Ontology annotation, molecular function: protein binding. The record is from RefSeq and is a predicted model, not a curated record. NCBI's taxonomy places the organism in Eukaryota, Viridiplantae, Streptophyta, Magnoliopsida, Poales, Poaceae. The coding region runs from base 71 to 2575 and encodes 834 amino acids. The transcript has 10 exons.